Molecule: messenger RNA, 912 nt
Organism: Empidonax traillii (willow flycatcher)
Lineage: Eukaryota; Metazoa; Chordata; Aves; Passeriformes; Tyrannidae
Exons: 6
Coding region: 1-912 (303 amino acids)
Molecular function (GO): growth factor activity
Source: RefSeq, a predicted model, not a curated record
AUGCUGAGCUCGGGGUUUGUGACUGCAGGGGCCGGAGCUGUCGGCAGAGCGGAGGAGCAAAGCAACCUGUUUGCAGAGAGGGGCUGCUGCAGGAGGCAGAGCCAUUUCCUCCACGUUGGGCAUGAUGUCUCUGGCAGCCCGGUCAGCGUGGACGUCGGGAGGUGCCGCUCCCGCUGCCCGUCCCACUGGAUCCACCCCGGCCGCCCGGGGCCCUCCAGAUACUCCUCCCUGCUCGAAUUCCUGAGGAGCAAGAAGGUGAGAAUGCGGCACCCCGAUGCCCCCUGGCCAGGAGCGCCCCGAUCGUGCCCCGCGGGGUCGUGCUGUGAGCCGGCCCGGCUGCGCGUGGAGCGGCUCCUGCUCCUGCAGGGCGCUCGGGAGGUGGAGGUGGUCGAUGGCUGCCACUGCAGCACCUGCCCCGAGGAAUGUCUGCGGCUCCCGGCGCUGAAAACCUUCUUUCCAGACUCUCCCUGGGAGGUCACGGUGGACGUGGGGAAAUGCUCCGAUCCAGCCUACAGUGCAGAUGGACUUUCCUGUGUGCCUACCAAGUUCAGCACUGUCCUAGUCAAACACCCACAUGGGGGGGAGGUGGUUCAGACACUGGAGAAUUGUGAAAUGAAGGAGAAAUGCUAUCGCGUCUCCCAGCUGGAAUAUUAUUACGAAAUUGUGCAGAGCCCUGCGGGACACAGGGAGGAACGGCUCAAGGAAAUCGAUGUGGGAAGGUGCUUGGGCAGCUGCUCUUCGGGAGAUCGCUGCUUGCUUGGGGAGUCCCAGGACGGAGAGGAGUGCCUGGUGCGGGCAGGAGCCGCCCCCGGGCGCUGCGCCCCGCGCAGCUACGAUGUGCUCACCUUCCGCAGCCGCCGCGGCCGCGUCCGCACCGUCACCGCCAUCCGGCACUGCCAGUGCUGGGGGUAG